CUUUGGUUUCAUUGAAUUUUGUUCGUUUCUUAUUUGGGAAGCAGCAUAGUCGUGGAGCUUCCCAUGGAAGCUGCGGCAGAAGCUGGUGCAACUGGAAUAAAAAGUGUCGUGCCAGAGGAGGUUAAACAGACGAAUUCUGAUCAGGAUGCAGGGGAAGACCAUCCCAGUGAGUACAGAGUCGUGUAUGUCUUAGGUGGUCCUGGAAGUGGGAAGAGCACGCAGUGUUCCAAGAUUUCUUCGGAGUUUGGGUUUAGCCACUUGAGCGCCGGUGAUCUUCUGCAAAAAGAAGUCGAAUCUGGUUCCGAAGAAGGGAAGAUGAUCCGGGACUUAAAGAAAGAAGGAAAGCUGGUUCCCUCGGAAAUAGUCGUAAAGCUUCUGCAGCAGGCGAUGCGCAGAAGCGAAAGCAAGAAGUUCCUCAUCGACGGUUUCCCACGUAACGAAGAAAAUCUCGCUGCGGCUGAGAACAUUAUGAAAAUCGAGCCUGAUGCCAUACUGUUCUUCGAUUGCUCAGAGCAGGAAGCAAUGAGGCGCCUUCUAAGCAGGAAUCAGGGAAGAGCUGAUGACAAUGCUGAGACCAUUCGGAACCGUCUCAAAGUUUACUCCGAAUCGACUGUCCCCGUGAUCAAUUAUUAUAAUUCAAAGGGCAAAGUUCGAAAGAUUGAUGCUGAGAGGCCGAUCGAUGAGGUAUACCAGUCUGUAAAGGAGGUCCUGUCUGGUAUUGAAGGUAAGGGGACGGUGAAAGAGGAAUUCCAGGGUUGUGCAUUAUAGAAUUUAGCGUGCUUGAGCUGUGAAGGUAUAAAUCCUUGCUUGUAAGUUCUGCUUAUGCAUGUAUAUGGAUUUUAUGUAGCUUAAGAAGUAAGGUAUUUUCUCCAGCUUUCGAACCAUGUACUAGAGGUGUAGUCGACGCUUAUUUCUACCCGUUCUGUCAAGUCGAUCGAUCUUGUGCGGUCUUUUCUUCUGUCAGUCGGCAUGGCAAACUCUAUGCUUACUACUUUGUAUUGUUAGAUUCUGCCUUAAGAGUUGUUAAAAGUUUGGCUGGGCUUAGAAGCCAAACCCAAAGUUGAAUUUGUGUAUACUCUUGAAAUGAUAAAAAGUUAUUUGUUUUUCA
Messenger RNA from Eucalyptus grandis, 1108 nucleotides. Its product is annotated as UMP-CMP kinase 3. Gene Ontology annotation, cellular component: nucleus; cytoplasm. Bases 64 to 768 code for a protein of 234 amino acids. Gene Ontology annotation, biological process: CDP biosynthetic process; UDP biosynthetic process; 'de novo' pyrimidine nucleobase biosynthetic process. NCBI's taxonomy places the organism in Eukaryota, Viridiplantae, Streptophyta, Magnoliopsida, Myrtales, Myrtaceae. The record is from RefSeq and is a predicted model, not a curated record. The transcript is spliced from 7 exons. Gene Ontology annotation, molecular function: UMP kinase activity; ATP binding.